GUGUUUGUGGAGCCUCCCCCUCCCCUCCUUCUCCCGCUACAGAGCCUUGACCAUAUGGGCUGAUUUACAGCCAUUGUAAAUAGAACUUAACACAGCUCCUGUUAGAGGCUGUUGAACCUCUAUUCGCCUUCCUUUCCUCAGCGCUUAUCGCCAGCACCGCUCUGACGGCUGGUUCACGUUUAAAGGAUGCUGGAGAAGAAUAAACAAGCUUCCGAAAGGCGUCUGCAAAGUGGCGUUUUGCCUUUUGUGCAGAUGGUUGACGGUGCAACAAACGGAGACGGGGAUGGAGCCUGUGUUUUAUUGCGCCCUGGUGCGUAUUUGCUCGGUUUAACCCUACGAGGUGGUCAGAUCAGAUUUGAUUUUGAGUUGAAAUGGUGAUGAUGGCGCCUCGCAGAUUCGAAAGGGUCCAAAAAGCCCUCGAACGUGGUCGCGCGUUGCCCGUGAAGGCCGAGGUCUAACAUCUGAGCGUCGGCUGCGUCAAAACAACUACAGAAAGCAACCGUGCACAAAAAAAACAAAAAACAAAAAACAGACUCUUUGCACCAGUGAGCAGCAUGUGAUUUCUGUGUGAUUCACGUACAGCCACUGUUCCUGCAUAUGCAUCAAGUGAUUCUGUUCGUGAACUCGUCCACUAACCCUCGUGUUGCCUGUGAGCUUUUUGGGGAGGGGGAGUCGCUUAGGUAACAGACCAGGAACUUGGACGUUUUGAAAGAACGAAGACGUGUAGGCCACAAAACAUAAGAAAUACGAAGGAACCCCUUCAGAAGAACUGUCGAGUCUGGAUUAUCUGAGCCCCACUCAGGCUCGGCAACUGGACAACCGGCUUUAGAUGGUUCUGCAGGUUGCUCCAGUGGAUAUGAGCAACGCUUAAAUGCUAAGUGCAUGCACGCUAUUUUUAACUACUCCAUAAAUGUCUGUAGUGAGUAACAAACUAUAAACUGCAAAGCUUUCAGCUACAAAGGAGUGGAAGUCUGACUGUGUCAUCUCUGCGAGAUUUACUCCCACAUCCUGUUGCAGUACAGUCCGAAGCAGACAGUAAAAAACCAAACCAAAAACCGACUGAGACAGUUUUGUAGAAGCUUCCGAACGCUUCCCCCCAGACCGGCAAAGGCGUGAGCCGUUUCUGAGAGAGCGAAUGCGACCGGCAGUGGAGCCGCCUCAUCACACUGCACGACUGUUUCAUUUCGUUUUUUUUUUUUUGCUUCGUAUUUACCAUCCGCCAGGAACCUGCAGGCCAGUUCACCUAUGGAUCAGGGUUCAUCUCAGAAACCCAGGGGAUUCCAUGACGCAUCGACCCGACCGACGCCCCCCAUCCGAUCGACGCUGACGCUGACGCCGAUGCUGAUGCGCUAGAGGAUCUGUAGGGCAAGCGAGGCCGAGGAGGGUCAGAGGUGAAAGGUCGCAGUCCACGCAGCCGAGGCGGGAGCUGAGGUUUCGGAGAAGAAUCGGGGAUCGGGAGGGAAGGUCGAGGGAUCAAAGAUGAUGACAUCCCACGGAAAGCUGAGGAGGGAGAAGGGGAGCCUGGCCGAGUACGAGUCCCAGAUGAAGGACCUGCGGGCCCAGCUGACGGACCAGAUAAAGAUUUUAGACUCUCAGGUGGAGGUGAAGCAGCAGCAGCUCUCAGAUCUGUCUGAGUUCCUGCGGCGCCGCGGCGACAUCGAGGCUGAAUACGCUCGCGCCCUCGACAAACUCACGGAGAGAUUCACCCACAAGACUAAAAAGAAGGAGCAGUGGGGUCAGUCCGUGUGUCAGGUCUGGUCCGUUUUGCUGACUCAGACCCGUCUGGAGAGCCGGGAACAUGCAGCACUGGGCGACACCUGCUGCAACACGCUCACUCAGAGGCUGGUGCACAGCACGGAGGACACGCACCGCCUGCACAAACGGAGCAAAGAAGUUGGAAUCCAGAUGCAGGAUGAGUUGCUUAAGGUCACGACUGAGCUGCAGACGGCUCUGAAGACCUACAACCAGUACCACACCGACUGCCUGAUAGCGGAGGGGAAGCUGAAGGAGGCCGAGCGGCUGGAGGAGAGGCAGACCGGCAAGUCGGCGGACGUCGGCCAGAGCACGCUGGUGGGGCAGAGGCGGAGCUCCGUCAAAAAGAUGGAGCGGCUGAUGGAGAAGAGGCACGGCAGGGUGCAGGAGACCCAGCUGAAGUGCACCAAGGCUCGUAACGACUACCUGCUGAACCUGGCGGCAGCGAACGCAGCCAUGAACAAGUACUACCUGCAGGACGUCAGCACUCUCAUCGACUGCUGCGACCUCGGUUUCCAUCUGUCCAUGGAGAGGGUGAUGAAGUGCUACCUGGCCAGCAGGUGGCGCAUCCAGAAGACGGAGGAGACGGGCCUUAAGCAGCUGGAGGCCGCCGUGGUCGCCCUGGACCAGGGCGGCGACAGAGACGCGCUGCUGCAGCAGCACGACUCGGCCUUCUGCCUCCCGUUCAGAUUCAGCUACCACCCACACGAGGGAGACCAGGUGUGCGAGGUUAGCGCGGAGAGCCAGGUGAGGUACGAGCUGGAGACCAGAUUCCAGCAGCUUCAGUCUCGACUCGCAGCCGUCACCUUGGAAACGGAGGAGGUCAGUAAAACGCUGAAAGCCACGCUCGCCGCCCUGCUGGACACCAUGUGCGACAGCGAGUGUAACCCCUCCCCCGACGUGCCCAGCAGCCUAUCGCACGAGGCCCCUGGAGGAAGCGCCGUCCCAAAGCUCACCCUUGCCAAGCGUCGAGCCAAUCAGCAGGAGACAGAGACCUACUACUUUACAAAAGUGAAGGAGUUCCUCACCAGCAGUUCUCUGAGCUCCAAACUUCAAGCCAAACAUGAUCUUCUACAAGAUGCCAUACAGAAAGCCGAGGCCGUUGACAGUGACCCCUCCAGAAUGCAAUGCGCUCGGUCAGUGCGCAUUCGGAAGUCCAGGCCUGUUUCCCAAUUCUGCCACACACUCUUCACCACAGACAUACUGUCCUACAUACAGAGCUCCGGGCAGCAGAUUCCUGUGGUGGUUGAAAGCUGCAUCCGUUUCAUAAACCUUCACGGCCUCCACCAUGAAGGAAUCUUCAGAGUUCCUGGUUCCCAAAGGGAGGUUAACCUCAUCCGUGAUGCAUUUGAGAGAGGAGAGGAUCCUCUGUCGGACAGCGAGUGCGACCUGGACUCCGUGGCCGGCGUGUUGAAGCUUUACUUCAGGGGCCUCGAGCCUCCGCUCUUCCCCUACGACAGCUACUCUCAGCUGCUGGAGUGUGUCCAGAUUGAAGGGGCGACGGAGAAAGCAGCCCAGAUCAAAGCGAUCCUCUCCACCUUCCCGCGGCCUCUCCUCAUCGUGAUUCGUUACCUCUUCGCUUUCCUCAAUCAUGUGUCUCAGUACAGCGACGAGAACAUGAUGCAGCCCUACAACCUGGCCGUUUGCUUCGGCCCGAGCCUCCUGAGGGGGACGGACUCCGACGACGCCGUCGCCAGGCAGCCGCAGGUCAAUGACCUCGUCAAAACCAUGAUCCUCCAGCACGACAUCAUCUUCCCCGGCCAGUCAGAGCUGCCGGGCCCCGUCUACGAGAAGCACAUGACCGAGCAGGAGCAGGAGUACUGUGAACCAAUCACGGAGGAGGGAGACGGAGAAGCGGAGCCUCUGCCCAGUGAGGACGAGUGGGAGGCGGUGGCUAUGUUCGACUACGUGGCGAGGUCUCCGGCAGAGCUUUCCUUCAAGCAGGGAGAGCCGCUCGUCCUUCACAGCAAGGCCUCCUGCGAUUGGUGGAGGGGCGAGGUGGGCGGAGUCAAAGGCCUCAUCCCUCACAAGUACAUCAGUGUGUUGGAAGGGUCAGAGCGAGGGAAAAGAGAAGAAGGAGGAGGAGGAGGAGGAGGAGGAGGCAGCACUGGAAACCUGACAGCAGAAGAUCCACAGACGGAGAGCACAACGCGGAUGCGAGUGAACAGCGAUAGCGCUUCGUUGCCAGGGAGACAGAGAGGAAGCGAGGGGAGUUCCAAUCAGAAGCCGCCAACCUCCCCUGCAACAAGACACCUGCCGGUGUCUCAGGAGCGAAGACACACUUUGGACACGGUGAGACAGGGCAACUUGAGACCCCCAGACAGACCUCCAUUCGUCCAGCCGGAAAGAACCCCCAUCGAUAAGGACAUGAUCAGCCGUCAGAUGAACUCGGUGUUCAAGGAGCUCCUCUCUCGACAGCCCCCGUUGCAGUCCUCCGCCGCCCCCGGCGCCCCUGCUCCAUCUUCUUCCUCCUCCGCCUCCUCCUCCUCCUCCUCCACCUCCUCCCCCCUCCCUCAAGCUGCCCCCGCUGUCAAAAAAGUUGGAUUCGUUCACAGAGGUCGAGCCCUUUUCAGACCGGUGGACUGAGGGUUAGGAGGUGGAAGAAGACGGCGACGACGAGGGAGGAGUCGAUGAUUAAUACGCUGACGGUGCAUUUGGUGAAAAUGUUGAUUUUUAUUUUAUUAUCUUUUAUGACAUGUGUAUAAUAAUUGCGUCUCUGCCAUCAUCUCAUAGUGCCACUAGUCUCUGUGCCGUGUUACCGUACGUCCAGUGUGUCAGAUUUACAGCUGUUUUUUUUUAAUUAUUUUUUUUUCUUUGGUCUUUUUUUUUUUUCUUACGGUUUUAGUUCUCCAGGCUUCUGCAGUUUUUGGAGAAUCAGGGACGUGAUAUCACCAGACUGACUUUUAAAGGUGGUUGCCAUGAUACUUACUGUAAGUCAACAACAACAAUGAAAGACUUAAGCUGCCCCCUAGUGGCAGGUCUGAGAUCAGCUCAACCUUACAACUUGUUUGUUUUGUUUAAAAAAAAAAAAGAAAAAGAAAACGAAAACUGAUCUGGGGCCUGUGUCUAGGAGUGCCUUCGCAUCUUUUACUCUUCACAUUUAUUUCACAUGAAGACCAGAUAGAUUUAAACUAUUAUAUUUAAAUACUCUUUGGAAGAUGUUUACCGACCCCAGUGUGUUUAGUAUUAAAAGACAAAGCACUGUUUGGAUGAAAUAAUAAUGUGAAUGAAUUUUGUCGAAUAUCUAAAUGAACCAUGUCGUUUGUGAAAUAAGAGGAUUAAAACUCAACUUACUAUUCAGUAUCUAUGCAUUUAACAACAUAUUUCACGUUAAGACACAAUGUGACACAAGAGACAUUUAAAUUCAUAUACAGUAUAUAUUAAAAUGUUUAAUAAUGUAUUUAUUCUCUAUUUAGCUAGCUAACUAGCUAGAAGCACCAAGAAAAGCGUUUUAUCUCAACAGAUUCCUCAAAAGCGCUUCUUUACAAACUAUAAUGAGGAAAAGAGUUCAGUAAAACGUUAGCAUGCUAUCAACACUGUCUGUUUACAUCAAUGCUACUUCAUAACCCGGGGUAGCUUGCUAACCCCUACAUAGGGGACUCAAAAUUUCCCAUAAAGCAUUGCGAAAAGUAGUGCCUAUCCGAUGGUCACGCACGGUGAUGGAUAUCCCAUCAUGCCUUGCGUCAAUAGCGGCGCCGCCGUUAAUGGCCGUUAAGUGAGACACUUUUUGAAGUUACGUCGCUAAAAUAUGAAAGUUUUUUUAAACAUAAUUUUAUUUUAUUUUAUUUUAUGAACAUCACACAUGUUUGUUUAUAAAUUAAUCACGUUUUAGUAAUGUGUAAAUUAUAAUGGGAUAACCAGGUGAUUCGCGGCAGUCUGACACGUAAUGAUGCGACAGCAGUGACGUCAUUAACUGGGCGUCAAACGCGGUGUCCACCUGUGGAUGCUUUGUGAUGGGAAAUUGGUCUGGAUUCUUAGAUGGCAGGUAAAAUAAAUAAAUAAAUUGGAGGUGCAGCUCCACUUGGUGUGCUACAAACAGGUGACACCAAAACAAAUCAGAAGACUGACACAACAAUUGAAGAAGAAUACUUAAAAUUAAUAAAAUAAAUAAAUACAUAUUGCACCAUAGUGAGAAGAGGAAGUAUUAGCAGCGUUAAAGGGGAAGUGAAGCACUCAAUCAAGUAAACCACAUUUUAUAGACUGAGUUCCGCUCUCUCUUGUCAACAACAUAUUGCUAUACUGUGGCCUGUGGCAUCAUGGGGUUGGUUAUUCCUAUAGUGGUAGACAGUAGCUGGGUUUACAAGCCAAAUAUUCAGAUUAGAAUGGGUUUAGAAAUCCAAACUGAAUGAAAAUGCUCCAUAUAAACACCUCAAUUGGAAUAAACAGGGGUAGAAUAUUCCUUUUCCCAAACCGAUCGAAAGCCAUGUAAACAAUGAAUCUGUAUAAAGUCAGGCUCCGUUCUGUAGACGACGUUCUGAGCAUGCUCUGUCGUGACCUAAAUGCACAUUGAGUGAUCUGUGGUGAUCUGUAGAUGGCAGAAAACAAUAGAAAUAUUGACGUGUUUACAUGCUUCGUUGCUCUAGUUCGGUGCAGAGGUUUCUUUUUCUGUCUCGAGAAGUCUUGCUAUGCUGCGUUAAACUUUGCUAACCGUGGCAGCUAGCUCGAAAUUUAAGACAAACUUUUGAAAUAAUCAUUUUAAAAAUAAACAUUUCUUCUAAAGCUGUUUCAUAAAAAAAAAAUCUUCGAUCUCACAAUGUCUUGGUUCAUUUAGAUAUUUUACACGAAUGGUUAUUUAUUUUCUAAUUAUUAAUUUAUUGAACAUUAGACACUUUGCGGUCCAGUGCGUUAGCUGUAGGCAGUGUGCUCAGUAUUUUCUUCAUAGCAGCAUGCGGUGUUAGAACACACACACACACACACACACACACAGACACACAUGGAAAAACACAUUCCCCUUCAUAUGUGAUACAUGGCCUGACAUGCAGGCCAAAUCUCAGGGCUUCUGCAGAGUUAUAGACAGGCUAACUCAGGUCUGGCUUUCGAAGGAAUAAGUAAGAGUUCCUCACUCAGGUCUUAGGUUGACUUACUCUUCAACUGGAAACUGUGCCCAAGCCUCAAGAGCCUGAACGAACCCACCCCCACCACCCACCCAGCCCCACCACACCCCGGCGUCAGAGAGGUGUCAGAGACUUCCUCUGGUUUAAACUGUGAAUGCAAACGGCAGCAUUUUGGAACCGAAACUCUUAUUUCAUUCAUCGCCCUCGCUAGCUCUAGCGCCAUCCACAGGUCCCGCUCAGAUACGUUCCAUUGAUUUCUGCAAUGAGGUGUGCAAUUGGUUUGAAAAGUAUGUGAAAUGGCAUUUCACCCCCCUCUCUCUCAUGUUUCAGUAUUGGGGACAUAGAAGUAGUUUAUUUUUAGUUUUUGUUUUAUUAUUUGGUUUCGUUUAUUUGUUUUGAAUCAAUUCUACUUCUACAAUUAAAUCGUCCAUGUUAUUCUGGGUCACUGUUUGAUGAUGUCACUAAAUCUACUGUGUCCAACUGUAUAUGUGGUUAAAAAAAACAAAACAAGAUCAAUUCAAUAAAGAUGAUAAAAGUGA
Molecule: messenger RNA, 7345 nt
Organism: Mugil cephalus (flathead mullet)
Lineage: Eukaryota; Metazoa; Chordata; Actinopteri; Mugiliformes; Mugilidae
Gene: arhgap4b
Product: Rho GTPase activating protein 4b
Exons: 24
Coding region: 1480-4338 (952 amino acids)
Biological process (GO): signal transduction; negative regulation of cell migration
Cellular component (GO): cytoplasm
Molecular function (GO): protein binding
Source: RefSeq, a predicted model, not a curated record